Molecule: messenger RNA, 2061 nt
Organism: Trichomonas vaginalis G3
Lineage: Eukaryota; Parabasalia; Trichomonadida; Trichomonadidae
Exons: 1
Coding region: 1-2061 (686 amino acids)
Molecular function (GO): protein binding
Source: RefSeq, a predicted model, not a curated record
AUGGCGGAGGAAACAGUUCAAUUUGAGGAUAUUGAUCUAGGACAAGCAGUCCGCCUUGAAAAAUCCAAAUCAGAUCCACUAGUAAUUACUAAUACGUUUUCCGAAGAAGAAUUAAAAUCGAUAUUCAUAGCAAAAAGUCAAGAUUUUAACAUUUCGACAUCAGACAAGAUGUUUCAACGAUUUUAUAUUAAUCAAAUGAAGAAACCAUUCCUAAAAAUCUUUGAUAUGAGCUCAUCUUCUAUUGGUCCUAAAGCAACAGAAGUGAUUUGUUCAUUAAUUCUAAAUCAUCCUCAUAUAAGAUCAAUUAACUUAUCGGGAAACUCCAUUGGCAACAAAGGAGCUACUUCUAUUGCUCAAUUCUUAUUACAAACAACAAAAAUAAUAUCAUUAGAUUUAUCAUCAAAUGCAAUCCUUGACAAAGGUCUAUAUGCCAUAUUUUAUGCACUUAAAUCAAACCCUUCCGUUAUUUCACUUAAAAUUGGCUCUACAUCAUCAGUUGCAAGAAAUUCAGUUGGCCAAAGUGCUGCAAAAGAAUUAGCAUCAACUCUUUCAAUGAAUCAAGUUCUUUCCGAACUAGAUUUAUCAAUGGCAAAGAUUACAUGCGAUUUAAUGAUCCACAUUUCGAAAGGAUUAGAAUUAAAUCAUUCAUUGCAAGUUUUAAACAUAUCUAACAACAAUAUUUGCUCAAAAGGAUGCAGAAAAGUAUUACAAGCAAUAUUAAACUCAAACAUUGUUGAUUUAAACAUCUCAAACAAUGCAAUUAAAGAUGAUAUUGCUCCAGACUUCAUAAAAUACAUUUCCAAGAACAAAAGCAUCAAGCGCCUUAAUAUUUCUAAUAACCAGCUUACAAAAGCAUUCACAAAAGCUAUUACACCAGCUUUUGCAAAUUAUUCUGAGUUAAUUGAGUUUAAUUUGUCACACAAUCCACUCACAGGUGCCGGAAUUGAUGAGUUCGGACCAGCGCUUGCCAUGAAUCUUAAAAUAAAGACAUUAAACAUCUCAAUGUGUCAAAUUGACAACAACGGCUUCAAAUCCUUCUGCAAGAAACUGGCCGAGAAUUAUUCCCUUACAACACUGAUUCUGUCACAUAACCCGAUUGGCGAUGAAGGCGCUAAGAAUUUCGCGGAAGUGAUUAAAGAGCAUCCCAUCUUGAAGGAGAUCGAUUUAGAGAUGACAGAAAUUACUGAUGUAGGCGGUGAUGUAUUAAUACCUGCAUUAGGAGCUUCCAAAUCCAUUGAAAAAGUCUCAUUUCGAAAUAAUCUUUUGGGAAAUCCAAAAGUUAUAUCGAAAGCUCUCAUGGAUAACACUCUUUUAUACUACUUUGAUAUAGAUUACAACGAUAUCGAGUACAAAUACCAUGCAGAUAUUGAGAAAUUGAUAAAAUCAAAUCAAAAAUUGAGGAAAGAAAGGAAAGAGAACAAAAUCAAGAGGGAAGUACAAUCAACCAAAGAUGUAGAUGCCAGACUACACCUAACACGCCAGGAAAUCUCAGAAGAAAGGGAACAAAUCCAAUCUUAUUCAGACGAUCUCGUCAAAGCUAAAGAAGAAUUCAAAACAGCCAGUGAAAGUCGAAAUACAACAAUAAAAGCUCUUACUACUAAGUUCGAUGAAAUAAAUGGAGUACAAAAUGGAAAAAGUGACACCUACAGAGAGGCCAUUGGCAAUUUACAGAACAGCAAAGAGGUAUUAGAGUACAAUUUGAGGAGCCUUCAGCAACAGCUACAGUCAGAGAUUGAGGUGAACAAGAGAGAUAUGACUGCAAUGGGUCAACUUGAAAAUAAAUUAUUUGAAACACAAAAAACAAAUGAAAUGGAGAUUAGUGAUGUUAUUAAGAAACUCCUUGAGGCAAAACAAAAAUAUUUGGAUGCUAAAGAGAUUCUUCUUGAAGCUUGGAACACUUCUCAUGUUUUCGUAACUUCUGGACAUGACACAGCCACUCCUAAAAAAACUAACCGCGAAACAACAAGGAACACGAAGAGGAGCUCUAGAAAGAAGAUAUCAGGAAGCGAUUCUAAAGGAAAAGUAAAUGAUAAAUUCCCUUCUUCUCGUCCUGUUGAUUAA